GAAGCCGCGAAGGCGAAGAGACCAGGCCCCGGAAGCGGGAGGACGCGGCUCUCUCUGGAAAGACCCGGGCGCCUUUUGCUCUGCCCCGCUUCGUGGCGGCCAAAGGGUUGCAGGGUCAAGCCUGCGAGUUGUGGGUCAUGGCGCUAGCCGUGCGGCUCUGGCGCUCUCUUCGUUUGGGGCGUAGCGGCGCCCCGGGACCUCGGCUCCCGACGGGCGCUGCCGGCAGCCGCGGACAGUGCGUUCCUUGGCGACUCGGCGGCUCUGAGGUGAUGGGAAACCCGGGAGUUUUCAAAAGAAGUCUUUUAUUCUCUGCCUUGUCUUAUUUGGGUUUUGAAACUUAUCAAAUCAUUUCCCAGGCUGCUGUGUUUCAUGCUGCAGCCAAAGUCUUCAGAGUUGAAGAAAUCCUUGAACAAGCAGACUACCUAUAUGAAAGUGGAGAAACAGAGAAACUUUACCAGUUGCUAACCCAGUACAAGGAAAGUGAAGAUGCAGAGUUACUGUGGCGUUUGGCACGAGCAUCACGUGAUAUAGCUCAACUUAGUGGAACCUCAGAAGAGGAGAAAAAACUCUUGGUGUAUGAAGCCCUAGAGUAUGCAAAAAGGGCACUAGAGAAAAAUGAAUCAAGUUUUGCAGCUCAUAAGUGGUAUGCAAUCUGUAUUAGUGAUGUCGGAGAUUAUGAAGGAAUCAAGGCUAAAAUUGCAAAUGCCUACAUUAUCAAAGAGCAUUUUGAGAAAGCAAUUGAACUAAACCCUAAAGAUGCUACCUCAAUUCACCUUAUGGGUAUUUGGUGUUACACAUUUGCUGAAAUGCCUUGGUAUCAAAGAAGAAUUGCUAAAAUGCUGUUUGCAACUCCUCCUAGUUCCACCUAUGAGGAGGCUUUAGGCUACUUUCACAGGGCAGAGCAAGUGGAUCCAAACUUCUACAGCAAAAACUUGCUUCUUCUAGGGAAGACAUAUUUGAAGCUACACAACAAAAAGCUUGCUGCUUUGUGGCUAACAAAAGCCAAGGACUAUCCGGCACACACAGAGGAGGAUAAACAGUUUUCUCUUUAGAGUGACUUUGAACAUUAUUUUCUGGAGGUGUGAUUUUUUGUGUAUGUGCCGAGUUACCAGCAAUGCCAGGUUAUCACAUGGGAUGUAAGGGGUUUGAAUUAGUUCAGUAAUAUCCUCUGCUACACAAAUUUUGUAAAAUAAGCUAUCUGUCAGUAAUAAAGCCUUUUAUGGAGGGAAGGGUCUGUCUUUGAUAUUAUAAAGGGCUUUUAAAAAAAUUUUCCUUUGAAAUAAUUAUAGAUUCAUAAGAAGUUGCCAAAAAAUAGUUCACAGAGAGGUCCUGUGUAUCCUCCCCUCAGUUUGCCUCAAUGGUAACACAUAACUAUAGUACAAUAUCAAAACCAGGAAAUUGUACAGUCCACAGAUCUUAUUCAGAUUUUACCACUUUUAAGUUUUUGUAACUGCCACAAUCAAGAUAUGGAACUGUUCCAUCAAAAAAAUUCUUAGUGCUAUCCCUUUAUAAUCACACCCAUUCCCUGCCACCAUCCCUAAUCCUGAUAGCCACUCAUCUGUUCUCUAAUUUUGUUAAGAACUUCAUAUAAAUGGAUCAUACAGAAUAUGACCUUUUGAGAUUGGCUUUUUUCAGUCAGCAUAGCUUCUUUGAUAUCCAUCUAAAUUUAGUCAGUAGUUCCUUUGUAUUGUUGAUUAUAUUUCAUGCUAUGCAGUGUACCAGUUUAUUUAAGUAUCCACCUUAAAGCAUGUAGGCUGUUUCUGGUCCGGCUGCUAUGAACAUAAGGUACAAGUUAUAUCAACAAAUUUUCAUCUCUGUGGGAUAAACGUCCAGAGACAUGGUUGCUGGGUCUUUUAUAAGGCUGUUAUCUUUGUUCAUUCCCCCUUUACAAAGGAAAAACUCCCUUCUCCAAGACCUGGUACAUUCCUAAGAUUCUAGUUAUGUGUGCUUUCUCAAACUCUUUCUUUUGACUUUCCAGAAGUCUGAUUCACCAUAUCUCACACUGGUUCUUGGCAUUUCUCCACUCAGGGUGAGACCUACUACUUCUGGGAAUGAAUCUAGGGGCCCCAUUAUAUUCUCCUUCCUGUGCAGUCCCCACUUGACUUGGUUCUUGUGUGUUCCAGAGCUGACUGCUACUUUGAGAUGCCUGUUUCCCCACAUACAUAUAAACAGAAGUUUGUAGUAUUCUGUCUUCUAAAUAUAUUACAGUCGUGGGCUACAGGUGAUUAUAAUCGCCACUUCUUGUGCAUCUGUUUCCUUCUUUUAAGAAUGAGAGGACUUCCUAGGUUGCGCAGUGGUGAAGAAUCUGCCUGCCAAUGCAGGUGACACGGGUUCGAGCCCUGUCCUGGGAAGAUUCCACAUGCCAUGGAGCAACUGAGCCCAUGUGCCACAACUAGUGAGCCUGUGCUCUAGAGCCCAUGAGCCACAGCUACUGAGCCCAUGUGCCGCAACUAUUGAAGCCCACGCGCCUAGAGCCCAUGCUCCACAACAAGGGACACCACUACAAUGAGGGGCCUGUGCACCACAAUGAAGAGUAGCCCCCGCUCUCAGCAACUAGAGAAAGCCCAUGUAAGACCCAAAGCAGCCAAUAAAAUAAAUAAAUAAAUUUUAAAAAAAAAUUAAAAAAAAAAAAAAAAAAGAAUGAGAAAAAAAAAAAAAAUCUGACUUGGAAAGUGGCUGUUAUCCUAUUAGAAUCUGAAAGCUCUCAAUUAACUUGUUGCCAGAAAUUUUCCUGAGUGUUUAAUUAUAGACUAUGUACUAGCUGUGGACUUUGUAAAAAUGACUUCUCUAGACUCACUUUUUAAAAUAAGCAUAAUUACAACAAGGAAAAAACAAAAAACCCAGUAACCUAACAGAAUUGUUAGGAUUAAAGAACAUGUAUUUACCAUGAAUAUCAGUAAAUAUUUUAAAAUGUUGUUAUCAUCUGAUUGUGUUCUCCUUGGUUGAGGUUGGGGAGAGAAAAUUUGGAAUUUAGGAGAUGCUGCUUUUGUUCCAAUUUUAAGUGCUACUGAAGUGAGCACAGGAGAUGCCACUUUUAGCCUUUUACUCUUUAUUGUUGGUUUGGGGGUUUUUUUUCCCCUGCUUUUUUUCCUUUUUUUUGUUGCAUUCGUGUGGUGCUCACUGUAUGACCUGUUUUGGGCUGUGCCUCGCAUUAUUGGGAAGAAAAAAUUGGAGGGGUUGAUUACUUUGGCAAGGGCCAUUAAGUUUACUUAACUAAUGUCCUGUUCUGGCCCAUUGCACUGCGCUUUUGAACAGUGACCUUUAUGGUUCUGUCUUGUGACUGAAGAGUAUACACUAGGUACAAAGGAGCCUCAUAAAGGUAAAGGCUCUUCUGAUAUGGUCUGAGCUUUUCCCUUGAGAGACAGACCAGAUCCCUAGUGGACUUAGAGUCUGACUUCUAAGUUCAAUGGAUUAAGAAAAGUGGGGACUGUUACCAGAGAAUCUUUACGCUCUUAUUUGCCUGUUUCAACCAGAGAAGGUAUGGCUUCUGUAAUGCCCACUAGAAAGAAGAUCUUCUUAGGUUCAACCAAAUAUUCAGACUCAAAAAGCCCACGAUAGGCUUCAUCUGGCACCAAUUUACUCUGGCCAGAAACCACAACUGGCCCAGCAGGUCAAUGUCAGGCAUCCUUACCUUCAAAAGAUGACCUUACAGCAGCAGUCUGUGUAGCAGCACAUCCAUGCACCUCCUAAAAUUAUCAUCUCCCCAAGUGACAGUUCAGGAAUUUCAAAGGGAAAUGCAGUUCUGAGUUUCCAUAUUCGGAGAAGUCCAAAGCUAUGGUUUCCUAUCAAGUAUCCGGAGUUUUCCCAGUCCAAAUGUAACACACCAGUCAGGCGUCAUUUUUAACAGAAGCACUAUUGCCUGACAACAUUGUUGGCACAUACUACCCUCUCAGACUUUGAGAGCUGGAAAAGCUAGGUGGUAAGGCUAGAGGGCAAAGGGUUUUGUUAACCCUUUUGGCUUUAACUGCUCUGGAAGUACUAAAAAACACCACCACCACUUGUAGCUUUUCCUGGAAGACAGACAACUAAUCUGAUUGGUGAAAUUGUGUUGUGCCUGUGACCCACUGACUGGGCUGUUUACUAGUUAGUGGUGGUAGUGGGGCAGUGAAAUGAAAUGACAAUAUGAACCUGUCUUUGAGCCUCCCUCUUUUGCCGAUGUCCUCAUGAAGUGCCUGUGUUUAGGCACAGCCAGCCUUGCACUUCUAAUUUCUCUAUGCUUGGCCCAGCACAGGAAAGGGAUGGGAAGGGAGGGGAGAAAACAAGCCUCAGGUUUGCCUCACUGCCACUGAGUGGAUACAUCAAGACAAUAAAUCCUGCCUGUAGGCCUGGAUUUCUGUAAUUAAUAUGAAAGACAGAAAGACCCGAUGGGUCUCCCAACUAGCCUUCUCCAGAAAGCUGGUUUGGUUUCUCUGUAGGCUCUGUGUAGCCUCAUCCAUUGUACAGUAAUUUCUUACCUGAAGUGAGGAGGGGGAAUGGGCACCCUGAAAGUUUCCUGUCUUCAGUCAAAUCUACUACAUGGUGUUCUCACAUACCUCUACUGAAUGACAGUAACUUCUGUCAUAGCAAAAUUCAUCAGCAGUGGUGCUUCUUUCAUGGUAUAAUUUAAGUAGCCCUUUUGAAGACUAGUCACCCUCUAUUGUAUAGUCUGUCCUAUACCUUAGUU
Hippopotamus amphibius kiboko is the source of this 4663-nucleotide messenger RNA. It is a transcript of the gene RMDN1, whose product is annotated as regulator of microtubule dynamics 1. The record is from RefSeq and is a predicted model, not a curated record. The coding region runs from base 138 to 1052 and encodes 304 amino acids. The transcript has 10 exons. Gene Ontology annotation, cellular component: mitotic spindle pole; spindle microtubule; cytoplasm. Gene Ontology annotation, molecular function: microtubule binding. Lineage: Eukaryota; Metazoa; Chordata; Mammalia; Artiodactyla; Hippopotamidae.